Giardia duodenalis is the source of this 456-nucleotide messenger RNA. Its product is annotated as Protein 21.4. The record is from RefSeq and is a predicted model, not a curated record. The transcript has a single exon. Lineage: Eukaryota; Fornicata; Diplomonadida; Hexamitidae. Bases 1 to 456 code for a protein of 151 amino acids.
AUGUCCCUCUGGAAACAACUGUCCAAACCUAAAGAUCCCACGCCUGAGAUUAGUGACGACAUUAGUAGCAAUGACGAGAUAGACCCAGCUACCUUGACAGCGGAAGAGAAGCACCUUUACAUACUCGAUGAAUUCAAUGACCUCUUUGAAAAUAGUGAUGAAGAUGAGUACUACUACUGUCAGUCUUGCAAGCUGAAGUUUAAAACGGAAGAAGAAGCUAUGGCGCAUCAGGAGACCCCAGAACAUUUCGCAACUGAAGAGGCGUGGCAGGCAGAGAGAGCAGAGUUUGUGAAAGAGUUGAAGGCAGAGAGAGACGAGCACCACCGGCAGCGUAAGGAAGAAAAGGCGCGGCGAAAGAUGCGGACAGAACGAACAACAGCUGCAAAGCGGGAGAAAAUGCGGGAGUGGCGCGAAAAGAAGCAUGCCGUUAAGGACAAGGGUUCCCAUAGAGACUGA